AAAAUAGACACCUACAAAAACGUCCAGUAAUUGGUUAAACCUUGUUAGGCAUCACAUGAAGAUGAUAACUCCUCCCAGGAAAAGACGUAGCAAAAGCAGCUUUGACAUGGAUUUAUACUUAGAAGAGCAGCUGCAGGCUUACUGGGAAGGAGCUCACAAGACAGGCUCUUCGACAGCUAGCAGAAAAGGAAAAAACAAAACAGCAUCAUUCUGCAGGGGAAAGGAAGGAAAUAAAAGUCAUAUUUUUUUUCUUCCUCAUGAUCUGCAAAUGAAUUCCAUGGAUUCUCAUCUUUGGAACAAUCACCAAUAGACAGAGAGCCUAAAAAUAUGGAGCUGGGAAAGGCAAAACUGUUGAGAACCGGCCUCAAUGCUUUAUACCAAGCCAUCCAUCCUGUGCACGGAAUUGCCUGGACAGACGGGAAGCAAGUGAUACUGACUGCUUUAUACUAUCAUAAUGGAGAGCUGAAGUUUGGAGACUCGAGUGUUGUCGGUCAAUUUGAACAUGUGCAUGGGCUUUACUGGGGCCCGUGUUGCUCUACAGAGGCCCCAGCUCUGCUUGCUGUUCAGCAUAAAAAGCAUGUUAGCGUUUGGCGGCUGGGCCACAGCACUGCGGAGAAAAACAAACCCUUGAUUUCUCAGACUUGUGAAAUCGGUGAGCCGUUCCCAUUGCUUUCCCAGGGCUGUGUGUGGCAUCCAAAAAAGGAGGUCUUGGCUGUCCUUACAAAAAGAGAUGCUUCAGUCUUGCACACUGUUCGAACGGACAAUACCAGAGUUAAGGCAGAUAUCAAAAGCAGCGGGCUUAUUCAUUGUGCUUGCUGGACUAAGGACGGUAAUCGCUUAGUAGUCGCUAUAGGCAGUGCCCUGCAUUCCUAUAUAUGGGAUGAUGCUCAAAAAACUCUAAAUGCCUGCUCCUUCUGCCCAGUCUUUGAUGUGGGAGGCUAUAUCUGUGCUAUAGAAGCCACACUGGAUUUCCAAAUUGCUGUAGCUACUGAGCUUCCUUUAGAUAAUAUCUGUGGUUUGAACGCGGGCAUUGCAUUUGACAUGCCAUCUGGUGCUGAAACUAGUUCUUUAACCUCACAGUCCACUACAGCACUUGGUGAUGAAGAAUACUCCAUGGACCUGCGAAGAAAGUCCACAGACUCUGAUAGAUCAGGCACUGUUGAUUCAGUAGCUUCUUCUUCAUCAGGUCCUUUGGAUUUAACCCACAUCCUUGCAAACCACCGUCGGUCUGAUCCCAGUCCUCUCAUUACUCUGAAACGCAAAGACUCUGCAGCAACAAAUGGUCAAGAUUCUUCUUACCUGAUCUUGGUGACUUUUGAAAGGAAGGUAACCACCACCAGAAAAGUCAACAUCCCAGGUAUUCUCGUUCCUGAUAUAAUGGCUUUUGACCUCAGAGCUCAGAUCGUGGCAGUAGCCUCUAAUACUUCUAACAUUGUUUUGGUGUAUUCAGUAACCUCUUCCUGCAUGCCCCAUAUUCAACAAAUCCAGCUGGAAAAAAAUGAAAGACCAAAAGGCUUAUGCUUUUUGACAGAUAAACUCCUAUUGAUAUUAAUUGGGAAGCAAAAGUGCCCUGAGUCGAAUCUCAUUCCAUCUUCAAGUUCGGACAGGUAUGUAAUGCGCUUGAUGAUCAAAGAACUGAUGCUGGAAGAAGAUGCUUCAACGCUGCCAGACACUAAGCAGCAUAUGCUUUAUAACUUUGUAUCGUCUGUGAACAUACCUGGAAAAAGAAAGUUCUUUGAAAACCUUGCCACAGAAGACCAACAUCAGAGCAGAGACCUGUUAAUACCAAGAAGUACAGUUAUUCAGUCUCCCAGCGGCAGGAGAAGACUCAUAGAAGAAGUGAAGAGCCCUAGUUAUGAGCAGAGCUCUUCAUCAAGUGUUAGUGACUUGGAUGAGAAAAAGCUCCCAGGUGACCCCUCUGUUGCCUUGGAAACUUUGGAUGCUGAACCUACCAAUCGUUCAAUGGCUCUUCUUGGUUUUGGAACGGCUACCAGGCUUUCCAGCAGACCGGCUUCUCCUAAAGUGCAGUUCAAUGUAAUUGAAGAAACAUCAAGUUCUCCAAAAAACAACAAUUUGCCAAGUGAAAGAGGCAUGAGUCACAUAUCUAGAAAUUUAGAGAGGCUCUGUGGCAGUUUCAAUGACUUACAACUGAGUCUUUCUGAAAUAACAGACUUGGCUAAAAAUGGGAGAAGGGUAUCUUUAGCCUACCCAAGUUCACAAGAACCACCGGUCAUUCAUAUCACUUACCAGAAAAAUUUUUCAAGUGGAGCAAUUACUGAAGAAACAAAGGAUGUUCUCCUCUGUGAUGGCAAGAUCCAUUUGAAUUUAGUCCAGCAGCUGUUUGACCUGACCAUUAUUGAAAUGAAAUUUGGCUCUUCUUGGAUCGUGCUCACUGCAGACAAGGAUGGCUUUGUGCCAUUAAUAUUCAAAGCAAGACAAGACGUGAUCAUAAGGGAUGGAACUGACAGUUCUGAAGUCUGCGGUCGUCACCCCUACAAAAAGGGCAGUUUAAUGCAGCCACCGAGCAGAGUGACAUAAGUGCUCACCAAGGAACACCAAUAAUCGUGGGGUUUUUUUUAACUAAAGCAAUACAGAGAUGUUCUGUGGUAUCAGACACUGAGUGAUUAGAAAGUUGUCUUCACUACUUUCAAUAUACUUGGACUAAAAUCUGUGGCACGGUCACACAGUAGCUGAGUCCCAGGGUUGACUACACCCUUACGAUUUCUUCAGAAUGAUCAGACCUAGAAUGGAGUUUGCCGCUGUUAUUGUUACUAACAAUGUUUUGUUAUUAAUGACUGCUGGCAGAAUGGAGCAGUGACAAGCCUCUAAUUGUGGUCAGGAUGUUCUGAAACAACAGUAUGCUAAAAAUCAUGCAGUAAAAACCAGCCAAACCAAUACAGCCUACACAAAAGCUGGAGAAAGUGCUACUAACGAGCAUUUAUGCUAAGGAAAAUUGCAUAAAGAGAAGGGAAAGCACUUCUUGGCUCUAUAUGGAGUUCCUAUGGGUCCCAUGGAAACCUGCAGCAUUUUCAGAAAUGCAUAACUCCAACAUGAAAAUGUUCAGCUACAAAUACGGCUGCGUCACUGUCUCCUGUCACUGUCUCACACUGCGUGGAGAUUUAUACACGCACACUGAAAAGAAAGGAAAAAGCACAACUUGACACGUAAAUUAGAGAUCAAAGACGUUGAGUGUAAAUGUCAUUUGGCUAAAUGCAGAUGUCUGUGCUGAACUUUCCAUCCAGGCACCUGUAUGAUCAGACAAAUAAAGGAAAGCAUUCCUAUAGCAGAUUAUUUGUGUCCUACCAUAGCUUCUAAUGCUGGUCUUUGUGAGCUAUCCCUAUUAAAUACGUAAUUAAGUGCCUAUUCCCUUCUACUGGCUGCAAAGCAAGCUGGUGUGACUGCUGUGAAUACAGACAUUCACAUUUAUUUGGAUGAACCUCACUCUGAGAACAGUUUCCAUUCAUUGAAAUAAGUAAUAUGUCCUUCUCAUGCAAAUGUCUUCCCAGAGACUAAGAGAUCAUCAUUCUAACAAGCCUGCAAGCUCAGGUGUGCGAUGUAGCUGGGUGUAUUUGUACUGCCAGCUUUCUCGGUGAUGGAAUGUACUUUGAAAAAGCACAGUGUAUUUGAACAACAUUCUUGAUCACAUUGAACAACAUCUUGAUCACAAUUGAAAGUGAUGAAAACGCUGGAGGAAGUGCAGAAGGGAUUCAUGCAAAGCAGAGGAUAAAUGUUCAGCUUUGGUUUGGAUGGAGAACAGAUGGAGAAUCAGUGAAGUAGAGAGAUAGAAGGCUGUUCUAUUAAGCACAAGCUGUACAGAAGAUUUUUGCACAAAUAAUGAACAAGGCACGUGGAAGUGCUUGGUCAAACAGAAGGCUGAUGAUCUGAUCAAUGCUUACAAAAAGCUGAAGGGCAGAAGUCAAGCAGAUGGGACCAGGCUCUGUUCAGUGGCCAAUGUCUGUUGGCCAAUCAGUGAUGCUGACUUUGCACAGUUAAAUAUUUCCUUGGUAUUCUUCACAACUACUAAAAAGUCAGAGUUCGCUGUAGGUGUAUGAAGUGAACCCUGCAAGACCCUCAAUCAAUUAGUUCCCCUUCUUCCUCUGCUAUUACUAAAGACCUGGGUACCCUUGAAUAAAGCUCCAGACUUGGUCUUCUUAGAGGUCUUUUCCAACUGUAAUGAUUCUCUGAUUCUAAGAUGCAACACUAAAUAAACAGUUUACCUAAUUUAUUCUUAAAAACCUCCACCAUAUAGUACUGGAUUGCUAAAAUGAAACACUUUGGUCCUUCAGGCUCAUGUGACCUAACUUCAAAGCAUGUGAAUUCAGGCAAGGUGAAUCUCAGAGGUUAUUCAGUAUCUCAUUUGAAGUGAUGAACUUAUUUCCUAUUGUCCCACACAGCAGAAAUGAGCUUCUGUAUUAGCAUUAGCUAUUAUAUAUGUUUAUAUAUGUUA
Messenger RNA from Coturnix japonica (Japanese quail), 4447 nucleotides. RefSeq names its product WD repeat and coiled-coil-containing protein-like. The record is from RefSeq and is a predicted model, not a curated record. Gene Ontology annotation, molecular function: kinase binding. NCBI's taxonomy places the organism in Eukaryota, Metazoa, Chordata, Aves, Galliformes, Phasianidae.